AUGGCGCAUCAAAUCGCGCAAAACCAACGAUUGUUAACCCAAGGCAUCACACUUUUCGGACUCCAUCACAGGUGCGAACCUUCCGAGGCACCCCCACCGACACCUGUUCAAUGUACGCAUUGCUUUAAACAUGGACACACCCCAAACGGAUGUCCCAAUCAACCAAUCUGCCCCACUUGCCCCAACACACACCCGCCAAACAAAUGUCCACAAACUGACCCUAAAUCCCCCUUUUGUGUGUGGAAAUCACCCCGCCUGGUCACGGAAGUGCCCCAAAUUUCUAGAAAUCACGGCAUCCGAAGAACCCCAACAAUGUCCACUCUAAUAAUCGACCCUCUGGAAGAUUUUGCCCACCCCAUCGACGUCACAGACGAUCAACCCCCCUCCAUCGACCCCAGUUCUCUCCACCCCAAACAACUAGCUGUAACUAACCAAAGUUCUCAUGGACCUCUAUCCGUUCCAAAGGAACCAGGUCCAAGCUGCCAUCGAGCAGGCCUUCCGCCACAUUUUCCGGCUAAUCACCCGGUUCAAUCAUUCGUCGUCGUCGGCUCCACUUCACAUUCGAUGACUAGGCCCCCGAAUUACACAUUUAUCCCGGCGCUUGCUGUCCCCCCCUCAGCAAGCGCCCCCCGUCCCGGGGCCGAACCACGGGCAAACUCCAACCACGCAAACAAACCCAAACCUGCAAAUUAA
Messenger RNA from Zophobas morio, 693 nucleotides. RefSeq lists its product as uncharacterized. The transcript has a single exon. Bases 1 to 693 code for a protein of 230 amino acids. NCBI's taxonomy places the organism in Eukaryota, Metazoa, Arthropoda, Insecta, Coleoptera, Tenebrionidae. The record is from RefSeq and is a predicted model, not a curated record.